AUGGGGAAGCAUUGUACUGUGUGUGCCCACUGUGAGGUGGGUUGGGUCUGGAAUGAAGACUUGUACUACAACCCGAACUGCUGGCAUUGCGGAAAGGCGUGGAAAAAGGCCACCUACCGUGAGCGAGCAUGGUCAAGCCAGCGUAAGAAGUGGCAGUGGCCAAAAGACGACGCUACAUGGUGGACAAGACAGGCCAAGAACAAAGAAGGGAUGGCCGACCAAGCCCUCACGAAGGCGUGGGGUACGCUUUCUAUGGAGGCAAAGAAGGCCAUUGAAGAAGCAGGAUGGAAGCCGCGGACGAUGGAGCCGGGGCCCAAUUGGCCCCCGGGACUACCAGGCAGUGGAUCGCAAACCGAAAGCAUGACGCAAAAGGAGUACCACGAGGCCAUUGAAACGGUGUGGCAGGGAGCUGAGCCCGCAGUGCAAAGGCUGCUCAGAGCAGCGGGUAUUCCCCCGCCAGGGGAUUACAAGCCUGAGGAUGAGACGCCAAAGCAGGAGCUCAGCCGCCAUGUUGGUACAUACAGAAGGACGACAAACAAGCUGAGAUCACUCAUUGAGAAGAAGGUCCGGCUUCAAGACAAAACGGAAAGGAUCAAGAGCGAGUUCGAGCAGGCCAUGAAGCAGCUUGCGCAAGUCAGCCAGGCCAUCCAGACCACGGAGCUUGAGGUUGCGGAAGCACAGAGGAAGGUACAAGCCUGUGUGAAAGAUGAGGAGGAUUCGCCGUACAAGGACGUCGCGUCCUACCUGGAAAAGGAAGGGAUCAUCCUGACCGACGAGCAAGCGGAAGCGCUCAAAACAAGGAUGGCAGUCAAGGUCGUGGAGACAGACUGGACUGGAGUCUUGGGACCACGAGAGCCAGGCAUGCCAACCGAACUUGGCAUGUAUGGGCCGAUGCGCAUGUCUCGAGAUGUGUCAGUCAGGGCAACGCCGACGGGGCGCGAACGCUCGCCGGAGUCUCAAUGGGGAGACUCUGUUUACACUUUUGGUGGUGGCCGGAAGCAGUGUCACGGGGACAUUGUAUGGCCACAGGCGCAUGGGGAAGGCAGUCAAGCUGUGUCUAGUACCCAUGUGCCUAGUACAAACAGCACAGUGGAAGACAGCCAAGAGAGCUGGAGUCCAGUUACGAGGGGUCCGGAGCCUGUCCGAGCUGUGGACAGCAGUUGGGCGGUCACAGGGCCCAGAUACUUCCAUAUAACAAGGGAAGACAUCGAAGAGGAAUGUGAGCAUUCGGCCUCGCGAGAAGCUGAGGGAAGCCAAAUACAGAUGAGAGACCAUGCAGCGGUUAGAGGGGAGAACAUGAAGGCCUCGCAGGAAGCUGAGGAAACACGAUUCUCGGCCUCGCCGUGUGCUGAGGGUCGCAGAGGAAAACAAAAGCCCAAGAAGCGGAAAGCAAAACCCACGGAACCACCAAAAGAUCUGCCACAGGAGUGGCAAACGCUAUGCCAAGUGGUGGGUAGAUAUGAUGCUUCCAGUGAAGCUGCUGCACUCGACGCCAUUGAGAAGCUGGAAGAGCAGGAACUCAACCCGCUACAACAACGAGCAUGCCACGAAGUGCUUCGUUCCUUUGUGGAGCAUGACGCACAAUAUGCCAAAUGGAUCUUGGCAGAUGUGGCAAGUGGGUAUCGCCAAGAUGAUAAGGCCGAAUGCAUCAAAAUCACAGCGGCUAACAUCACCAGCUGGAGGAAACCCAUAGCGGCAUGGAUACACGAACUAGGACCGGACCUGGUGGUGCUGCAGGAAACCCAUCUCAAGACGGAGGGUAUCCAGCAAGCCAUGAAUCUGCGAUACCUUACCGAGUAUGGAUCAGGACCGGCGGGCUUCCUGGCAUGUGCCAUGAGAAACAAAGGCUGGGAUUUGAUCAUCGUCAGUCUGUAUUUGGAGAGCGGGGUCGGAUUCCAGGCUCCAAACAAUAUCCAAGUACUGGCGAGACUGAUAGCCUUUCUUAAGGGCUUCAAAGUGCCAUAUAUGGUGCUGGGAGAUUGGAAUGAAGCCCAGGAUACCAUGAGGGGCACAACUAUGGCGACAGAAGUUGGUGGUGCAUUUGUAGGAGUGGGGGAACCAACGGCCCAAGGAUCGGACGAAAUUGAUUACGGGCUGGUUGCGAAAUGCUUGGUGCCCAUCCUGCAAGUGAAAACGGAUUGGGAAACCCCUUUUCGGCCUCAUGCUGCGAUGCAUUGGAGGGUAGCACAACCGUGCAGUAGCCCUGAUGUUCCCCAGCUGAAGAAGGCGGGAGCAUUGGUGACGGAGACUGUGGAAUACGAACCAGUUCAAAACACACAGAGCAUCAACAUCCUGGAUGAACCCAAGAUGGAAGAUGAGCUCAGUGAGACAUUCGCUCACCUGAGUGCCGGGGUGGAGAGGUCGAUCACAGGCCGAAUCGAAGGCAUGGGUGUUAAAUCCGAGAUUGUCCGGAAGAAGUUGGUGGUCAACAACCCGGAGAACGUUGUCUGGACAGGCAAGCGGGCGGCCUUUUGGAACAGGGUCCAACAAUGGGUCAAACAAGGCAGACAUCAUGGCGAUGCGCAUCCGGUGGCGCGUCUGGUCCAACGCAGGCUCGGCGAGUAUUACGAGGGUGAUGCGCAGAACCAGGAGGAUAUGCUCGUGAAUAUCCUGGGCCGGGGUACGGACGCUAGGCUUGUUCUGAAGCGCAUCGACGAACAGCAAUGCUACGCGAGAAAGGCGGAUAUGGAAGAGACAGCCCACCAGUACAAGCAAUGGCUCAGCAAGGCCAUGGAAAAGGGCAUGCGACCAUUAUACAAUGCCUUUCGAAAAGAAGAACAAGUGGUACAAAGACCCUACAUGGAAUAUGACAUGCUGGAACGGCCACACAUUCGCCGAGACCACUGGGCGGCAGUGUGGACGACGGGCCAGCCGUUGGCAAAAUCGGCCUCGCUCAUGACGGAGCUUGAGGAUGCAGCCAAAAAACAAGCGGCCAGCGUGGAGCCGCUGAACCCUGUCGAGGUCAAAGCAAGGAUCAAAAAACUGGCACUAAAGAGCCCGGGGCCGGAUGGCUGGAGGAUUGACCAUUUGCAGGCCAUGGACGACAAAGCAGUUGAAGCCGUUGUGUCCUUCUACCAUGAAUGUGAGGCCAAGGCAGCAUGGCCGCAGCAAAUGACAGUCUCCCUUAUAGCAAUGCUGCCGAAGAAUCUGACCCGGGAAAGACCAAUCGCCUUGCUACACAUCCUGUACAGGACCUGGGUCCGUUUGCGAUGGGAUUUGGUAAGUACUUGGCAGGUAGGCUAUGCCCAAACUGCUACGUACGACAAGGCAGUCCCAGGCAGUUGCUGCUUGGACGUGGCCGUAGGCAGACUACUGCGAAAUGAGGUGGCGAAGACAAAUGGUGUGCAUGUGGUGUCACUCUUUGUGGACCUCGAGUCCUUUUUCAUGGCACUGGAAGUGUACAUGGGUGCCAGAUAUUUGGUGGCGGAUGGGGUGCUGUCGGCAGGCAUCAGAGCUACGAAUGGCGUGCAAGCAGGGUGUCCAGCUGCGCCAUCGUUGGCAAAGGUGGCAUUGCACCCGGUGAUUGAUAAGAUCCAAAGGCGACGAGAUGUGGCAAACGUGGAUUGUUGGUUGGAUGAUGUCUCAAUUGACAUCCAGCAUAAGUCCUUUAAACAAGUGGCGGAUAGUGCGAUACGAGUCUACCGCAGCUUAAAGGACGGGAUGGACGCUAAUGGUUUCACGAUUUCAUCCAAGAAGACGGGGUUUGUGGCCAGCAGUACCCAGGCGAGCAAGCACCUGCGAGAACUCCUGUUGCCUCAUGAGCCACAGGUGUACGACGUGAUGCGUGACUUGGGCGUCGACAGUACAGGGGGGCGAAAGCGUCGCUUGGUGACGUCGGCAACGCGGGCCAAGAAAGCCCAUGCGAGACAUAGCAAACUGUCCAGGCUGGGGCCGCCGCCCAGCACUAAACUCCGCGUGGUCAAGGCAGCGAUCACAUCCGUUGCUUUGUGGGGGCACCCCUCUGUGGGGGUAUCACCUAAAAGAAUGAAAUGGCUCCGAACAGUGGUAGGAAAACACCUGGGUAAAUACAAGCUUGGGAGUUUGGAAACCAUCUUGGACAUGGGAGCCAAGAAAUGCCAGGAUCCAAAGCGCACAAUCCACAAGCAGCAUUUCAAGGUGGUGGCCAAGGUUUUCCGUGCAUGGAUUGGUGGCGGUAAAGCCCACUUUGACUUGGCUUGGAAAACCACUUGGAAGAGGUUGAGUGCGGCCAAACACCACUGGCCACUGGUCACGGGGCCGAUGGCAGCAACCAUGGCGUACUUAAUGGAUCUGAAGGUGGAUGCCAGUGACCCAGGCAAAUGGAAGAGAGGAAGUGUCCUCAACGUUGAUUGGACCCAGCCACGCAUGGGUAGCCUCGCCUACAAAUGGCUUGAGGGAUUCCUGGAGGAACAAAAACGGGCUGCAAUAGCGCGACAGGCAGGUGGCGCUGGUGCCCAAGAGGGGCUGGAUUGGACGCCGCAUCACAAGCUGACGAAGCUGGGAGGCCUAAGCCCAGGCCUUAUGGAAGGUAUAAAGUCAGUGUGGCACGCGGGCGUCAUCACGGAGACCAAGCCAGGAUGCUUCGCAGCUGAUGCAAAAGUGGAAGCGGAAGGCUUGAUCUUCGCCACUGACGCAAGUGGAGGUCCAGGAGGAAUAGACCCACGUGUACAAACAUCAGCCCUUGCAGUGGUGGCUAUGUCCUGGACAAAAGGUGUCCUGGUGGAAGUCGGACGGAUUACAGAGCUGGUCUACCCGUGGCAGCCGGUGGUGGACAUGGAGCGUCGUGCACUUUUCCGACUAAUGGAGCAUACGGAGGAUCUGAUUGAUGUCACUAUGGAUUGCAAGCCGGCAGUCCAAGUGCUACAAAAAACACAACCGCCGGAGGAUGACCUGGAAUGGAGCAAAGUGUGGAAUGGCAGGAAACGUAUCAAGGCAACAUGGGUCCCGUCCCACAAAACUGAAGAGGAAUUCCUGGCGAAGAUGGGGCCGGGUACGUUGUGGCGACGUGCAGCGAAUGACAUGGCAGACAAAGUAUGUGGAGCAGUGGCGGCGGCUGCUUACAGCCCAGCGCACAAGAGGCGUGUCAAAGAAUUGGACAAUGUGGUGCGCACACUUUCCCUGGCGUACGGUGCACGCGCAGCCCACAUAUUGCGGAAGCGCAAAGAAGAAGACUUCCCCUUCAUCCUGGACCAUGCGCAUUACAAAGAGAAGAUG
Symbiodinium natans is the source of this 5193-nucleotide messenger RNA. The record is from the annotation of a GenBank genome assembly. Lineage: Eukaryota; Dinophyceae; Suessiales; Symbiodiniaceae.